Molecule: messenger RNA, 492 nt
Organism: Apus apus (common swift)
Lineage: Eukaryota; Metazoa; Chordata; Aves; Apodiformes; Apodidae
Gene: PMCH
Product: pro-melanin concentrating hormone
Exons: 3
Coding region: 1-492 (163 amino acids)
Biological process (GO): chemical synaptic transmission; behavior
Molecular function (GO): melanin-concentrating hormone activity; type 1 melanin-concentrating hormone receptor binding
Source: RefSeq, a predicted model, not a curated record
AUGUGUAUCUCAUCGUAUGUGUUCAUUCUCUCUCUCUCUCUCUUUUCUCAAGGUUUUCUACUCUCAGUUUCAAAAUCUCUGCAAAAGGUAGAUGAUGAAGAUAUGUUGCUAACCACAUUAAAGCUAGGAAAAAUUCUUCAAUAUGGAGAUAGAACUGCAAACAAAGGAGGUAUACCACUGCUGAAGCAUUAUAAGACUGAAGAGAACCAUGCUUUGGAUGAAGAGGAUAACAGAAACAUGGACACAGGUUCAAGACAUGAUUUCUUAAAUCAUGUUAUGCCAAUCAACUUAGGUAGAAAGCAACUACCUUAUCUUGCAGCGAAUGGAGCCAUGACUUUUCCAAGUGACAAUGAAAUUCAAAAUAUUCAAUCAAUACAGGAAAGAGAGACUGAAGACAAAGAAGAUUCAGCUAAAUUCCCUAUAGGACGAAGGGAUUUUGACAUGCUCAGAUGUAUGCUGGGAAGAGUCUAUCGACCUUGUUGGCAAGUCUGA